This is a messenger RNA of Dovyalis caffra, 435 nucleotides long. The record is from the annotation of a GenBank genome assembly. NCBI's taxonomy places the organism in Eukaryota, Viridiplantae, Streptophyta, Magnoliopsida, Malpighiales, Salicaceae.
AUGGAAAUGGAGAAAGUAGUAGCAGAGGAGCUGCCGAAGGCUAUUGUGCGCCGGGUGGUGAAGGAUACUCUCUCCCAGUGCUCCCCCGAUGAUUCUGACGUUAAUGUCCACAGAGACGCCCUCCUCGCUUUCUCCGAAAGCGCCCGCAUUUUCAUCCACUAUCUUUCCGCCACGGCUAAUGACAUAUGCAAGGAAUCAAAGAGACAAACGAUGAAUGCUGACGAUGUGUUUAAAGCUCUCGAAGAAAUUGAGUUUCCUGAGUUUGUUGGGCCUCUCCAAAUCUCCCUGAAUGAAUUUAAGCGGAAGAAUGGUGGAAAGAAGGUAGGAUCAUCACAGACCAAAGAGGUGAAAAAGAAGAGGAAAACAGAAGAAGAGCCAUCAAAGAAAAGUGGAGGUAAAAGCACACCAAAGAAACGGGACACUAGUAAAAAGUGA